AUGGAUUAUUUUAAUAAUAAUAAUAAUAAUAAUAAUAUAGAAAUUAUAGAUUAUAAUCAAUGUUACCAUCAAGAUUUAAAGAAACUUUCAUAUGAAUGGUUGGAAAAAUAUGUUUCAGUUGAACCUCUUGAUGAAGAGAUUUUAAAUAAUCCAAAAGAAAUGAUAUUAGAUGGUGGUGGCUUUAUAUUUAUGUCAAAAUAUAACGAUGAAAUAGUUGGUACGGUGUCUCUUAUUAGAAUCGAUGAUGAAACAUUUGAAUUGGCCAAAUUGGCAGUCACAGAGAAAUAUCAAGGUUUAAAAUUAGGCCAACGUUUAAUGCAGCGCUGUAUAAAUAAAGCUAAGGAAACAAAUACUAAAAAAGUAAUUUUAUAUACCAACUUAAAACUAUCUGCAGCAAUUGGUCUCUAUAAAAAGUUUGGAUUUGUUGAAAUACCGCUAAAUAAUAAUAAAUAUAUAGAAUCUGAUUUAAAAAUGGAACUACAACUAAAUUAA
Dictyostelium purpureum is the source of this 492-nucleotide messenger RNA. RefSeq lists its product as uncharacterized. Lineage: Eukaryota; Evosea; Eumycetozoa; Dictyosteliales; Dictyosteliaceae. The transcript has a single exon. The record is from RefSeq and is a predicted model, not a curated record. The coding region runs from base 1 to 492 and encodes 163 amino acids. Gene Ontology annotation, molecular function: acyltransferase activity, transferring groups other than amino-acyl groups.